GUUUAUUUAAUUUCGCGUUUACUCGGACGCACUCUUAUUUUGUGUUCGAAUGAAAUCUUUUCAAUAUAACAGCGUGUCCUUUUGAAAUGUUGCUAGGCAACAACAAACGGUUGGUAUGCCUGCUCUCCUGUGUCGUCCUCGAAGAAAUAUGUUCUUAGUUGAACAUUAUUUUAAGUAUUAAAAGUCAAUUGGAGCUCAGUAUGACAGACGCAAUGAGGAUAGCAGACCUGCCGAGGGCUGGAAAACAAGUUCCAAUUGGGGACAGAGCAGCAACUUGUCUUCAAGAAAUAACAAGGGCCACAACUCCGCCUAUGGUUCGAAAGUACCGCAACAGCAACCGACCAGGACUCGGCAUGGUCCGAGUGCACCACGGCAAGGCCAACGACCCAAAAGUGGCCGCCACCCUCGUUCACGGUCUCUGCAGCAAGUCUUCGCAAACGGCUGCGGUUUUGCUCAACCCGCAACCUGUCAGCAAGUUCCAACAGAAGCUGCAGGAAUUCAGUGAGGCUGUGAUUGCCUCACGGAAGGCGGCGUUACAGGGACGCUCGCCAAACCCUGCCGGACUUCCCAUCUGGUACAAUGAGCAAACCACGUUUGGAAUUAAAACACUUCGGGAUGUGGAAGCCGCCGAUUUGAUUUAUCCUCCUAAAACUUUGGAAGAGCUGGAAAAGGAGGAACAGGAGGCGCACAAGGUUUACGUUCGCAGUCACAACGGAUACUUUGUUGGUGAGCAAAAAGACAGGAAGUACAACUAUGACAAAAGCAUUUGCUUUGGGAUCCAGACGCCCUUUUGCAAAGACGGACGCCAAGUCAGUAGAAGUUUGCAUUGGUUGGGAGAAUCCACCAGGUUGUACAAUCCAAACCCCGAGUGGAAGAGAUCUCCAAACAGCAGGGAGAAGUUGGAACGACAAAUUGGAAACGUGAACAAGAGAGGAAACAACGUUGAGGUGCCCCUAGACCGCACCUUUGGAAUUAUCAUACCACAAGAUGAAUACAGUGUGGAGGAACUGAUCCAUUCAGCGGAGCAGCCAGUGGAUAAGCGAGAGCGAGGCAGCGAGCGCCAGCGUUGCCUGGCCAUGGCCGUGCGGAACCGCCUCAAAGUGAUCAAUUUGCAGAACUUCCCGUCAUUGCUGCAAGCCUUCAGGCACUAUGACAAGAAAGGCAAAGGGCGCAUCGACAAGGAGGACCUGCAGGAGGUGUGCCGUCACUUUCAGGUGGUCGCCAGCGAGGCCGUCCUGGACGACGUGGUGAACGACUGCGACCUCGACCGAGACGGAUUCAUCAACUUCCUGGAGUUUGCCAACUUUCUGAACUUGAAGGACAAGAUGCCGCUGGACAAACGGGAGCAGCAUUUGGUCAUGAACAGCCAGUUCCAGACCGGCUUAGACUGUGACCACAAAUUGCGAUUGUCUGAACCUGGUUGUGGCGCUUUGUUGACAACCAGUGACCUGGAACCUUUCAAGACCGGCAGCUCAAAGAGGAUCGUGAGGACCCUCAGACGACCCGAGCAACACUCAGACCGCUUCAUCACCACUGCUUCCUUCAUUGGGGCCACUGCGGAGGAGCCGCAACCAUCUUACGCUCGCACCUUCGGUGUACCGUCAGUGCGCACGGACCUCGUGCCGCCGCGCAACCGGAGGUUCAACAACAACAUCAACUACGGUGACGUGGUCUCAGUGGUGGAUGUGCUGCUGCCAUCAGUUUACGCACGCCAAGGAGUCUACCAGGACCACUUCUUCUGCCCACGCUCCAAGUCAGAAAUUGCUGAGAUUUUCAGCAACGUGGGUGCAAACCUUCCCGAAGAGACGUUCGAGGAGGCCUGGAAUCUGGCCUCUACGAAGCAUCCCGGCGGCGAAGUCUGCGUGGAAUCCUUCCGAACGGUACUCAAGGAAAUCAAUGCUUUUUAGUGAGGACCAAAAAAUUGGUUUUAGCGGCUAUUUUUUAGUUUUCUACCAAAUGUGGGCAUUUAAUGUCACGAUGAAAUGAUUCAAAAUGUCAACUAUCAAGACGAAAACUAUCUUUUAAUUAGCCGAGGAACAAAGACGUGUGGUGGAAUGCUGUGGACUUAUAAAUGAGUCAUGCAAAUGAUUUGCUGUGUUUUUUUUAAAUCAUUUGUUCUGUGUGAACAUUAUAUUUGAGGUCUAAUUGCAUCAAAGGGACAAAACAAUUCAUUUACAGGCUGUUUGGCUUCACGGAGCUAUUUUGCCAUCAUUUUGGCUAAGCGGAUUAAUGAAGCGUCUUGUUGGCAUGCCGCCUCGACUCGUUGACGCUGUGAAAUAGUUUUAAAUAAAUCAAAAUAUGAAUUCA
Hippocampus zosterae (dwarf seahorse) is the source of this 2307-nucleotide messenger RNA. It is a transcript of the gene efhb, whose product is annotated as EF-hand domain family, member B. The transcript is spliced from 13 exons. Lineage: Eukaryota; Metazoa; Chordata; Actinopteri; Syngnathiformes; Syngnathidae. Bases 201 to 1907 code for a protein of 568 amino acids. Gene Ontology annotation, molecular function: calcium ion binding. The record is from RefSeq and is a predicted model, not a curated record.